AUGGGCGGUGGUAUGCUCAGCUUCCGCAUUAAGGGUGGCCAGAAGGCUGCACACGAUUUCUGCAAGUUUACUAAGGUUUUCACCCUCGCCGAGAGUCUCGGAGGUGUUGAGAGUCUGUGCGAGGUGCCCUCCAGCAUGACCCACGCUGGCAUCCCCAAGGAACAGCGCGAGGCCGCCGGUGUCUUCGAUGACCUUGUGCGCAUGAGCUGUGGUAUUGAGGACUCUGCGGAUCUCCACGCUGAUGUGAUGCAGGCUCUCAGCCUGGCUGCUGUGGCCCAGAAGGCUUAA
Molecule: messenger RNA, 288 nt
Organism: Penicillium crustosum
Lineage: Eukaryota; Fungi; Ascomycota; Eurotiomycetes; Eurotiales; Aspergillaceae
Exons: 1
Coding region: 1-288 (95 amino acids)
Biological process (GO): transsulfuration
Cellular component (GO): cytoplasm
Molecular function (GO): cystathionine gamma-lyase activity; pyridoxal phosphate binding
Source: RefSeq, a predicted model, not a curated record